Molecule: messenger RNA, 2976 nt
Organism: Balaenoptera musculus (blue whale)
Lineage: Eukaryota; Metazoa; Chordata; Mammalia; Artiodactyla; Balaenopteridae
Gene: GNL3L
Product: G protein nucleolar 3 like
Exons: 16
Coding region: 1027-2742 (571 amino acids)
Cellular component (GO): nucleolus
Molecular function (GO): GTP binding
Source: RefSeq, a predicted model, not a curated record
AACUCCGCGAGCGCAGCCUGUGGGCCGAUAGUGUUCUGCCAUCUUCUCUUCUCAGAUCUCCGCCGGAAGUGGAGGAAAAAAAAGCCUGCAGAUUUGAAUCUACCUGCUUUCAAGCUAGUCAUCAUGAUGAAACUUAGACACAAUGCUUUUCCGACAUAGGCCAUUACAGAGUAUUGAGUAGAGUUCUCUGUGCUAUACGAAAAUAAAAAGCCAGGUAAAAGUUCCAAAGGCCGCAAGAAGAUAAGUUGGUUCCACACUCAGGUAAGGUAUACCCGUUGUUGGCGACAAGGUCAGGAACAGGUUGCCCACCCUAGAAGAGGCCCACAAAACCAGGUAGAUAUUGGGUGACUCCAAACAGAGCACUGCAUUGGAAUCAGUAGAUCUGGCUUUCCCUCCCUCUCUGGGUGGCUUCAGCAGAAAAGUAGCAGUAUUUAUUAAGUUCCCACCACAAGCCAUACACUGCUUUGUGCUUGGUUUACCUUGGUUAGGGAUUGUCAUCAUCCUAUUUUUUAGAUGAAGAAACUGAGCCUCAGUGAGAAAGUUCUUAGGUUCAAGGUAGCACAGCUAGGACUUGAGUCUGUCUAAUUCCCAAGUCCCUAUUGCUCAUGGAGAGGAGGGAGGUUCAAACAGUCUUUGGCCCCAGCUCCUGGAUCUCCUGGUCCUGCUGGGAAAGUUGUGGACAAGUAGGACUUGGGUCAGAGCAGCAGUUCUCAAACUUUAACUAGCCCUCCAGAAUCACCUGGAGGGCUGGUUAAAACACAGAUUGCUGGGCUCUACCCUUGCGUUUCUGAUUUGGUAGGUCUGUCUUGGCAUCUGAUAAUUGGUAUUUCUAACAAGUGCCUAGGUGAUGCUGGUACUGUUGUUCCAAGGGCUGCACGUCCCUGCCUGGCUAGGGGAAGAAGGGUCUCUCUCUAGUCAGAUGGGCAGACCUCUGGGGACAGAGCCCUUUUUGUUUGCUUCUCUCCUCUUUCCCCCAACAACUACACUUCUGAGCAGCUUUAACACCCCCUGGGAAGGGUAAUUUCCAUGGGUUCAUUAGGUCUGUUCAUUUUUUCCCUGUUGUGUGGUGACCAGCCUGCAAAGCAGAAUGGGAAGAAAGCAGCCACCAAAGUAGCCUCCGCUCCCCAGUUUGUUCACUCCAAUGAUCAUGCCAGUCGGAAGGCUGAAUUAAAGAAGAAGAGGGUUGAGGACGUGCGGGAGAAGCAGCAGGCUGCCCGGGAGCAAGAGAGACACCGACGCAGGACCAUUGAAAGCUAUUGUCAGGAUGUCCUGCGACGCCAGAAGGAGUUUGAGCGCAAGGAGGAAGUUUUGGAGGAAUUAAAUAUGUUUCCUCAGUUGGAUGAUGAAGCCACAAGGAAGGCUUAUUACAAGGAGUUCCGUAAGGUGGUGGAAUACUCUGAUGUGAUUCUAGAAGUCCUGGAUGCCAGGGACCCAUUGGGCUGCCGCUGCUUCCAAAUGGAGGAGACUGUCCUGCAGGCAGAAGGCAACAAGAAGCUGGUCCUGAUCUUGAACAAGAUUGACCUGGUCCCCAAGGAGGUUGUGGAGAAGUGGCUGGAAUACCUUCGGAAUGAGCUGCCAGUCGUAGCUUUCAAGGCCAGCACCCAGCAUCAGGUCAAAAACCUGAAUCGCUGCAGUGUGCCAGUGGAUCAAGCCUCUGAGUCAUUGCUGAAAAGCAAAGCCUGCUUUGGAGCUGAAAAUCUCAUGAGGGUUCUGGGGAACUAUUGCCGCCUGGGUGAAGUACGCACCCAUAUCCGUGUGGGUGUUGUGGGCCUUCCCAAUGUUGGGAAGAGCAGCCUGAUCAAUAGCCUGAAGCGCAGCCGUGCGUGCAGUGUGGGAGCCGUUCCUGGGGUCACCAAGUUCAUGCAGGAGGUCUACCUGGACAAAUUCAUCAGGCUGCUGGAUGCCCCGGGCAUUGUCCCAGGACCCAACUCGGAGGUGGGCACCAUCCUGUGCAACUGCAUUCGUGUGCAGAAGCUGGCGGAUCCUGUGACCCCAGUGGAGACCAUUCUGCAGCGCUGCAACCUGGAGGAGAUUUCCAGCUAUUACGGUGUCUCUGGGUUCCAGACCACUGAGCACUUUCUGACUGCAGUGGCCCACCGCUUGGGGAAGAAGAAGAAGGGGGGCAUAUACAGUCAGGAGCAGGCAGCCAAAGCUGUCCUGGCUGACUGGGUGAGCGGGAAGAUCAGCUUCUAUACACUCCCACCCUCCACCCACACUCUGCCUGCCCAUCUCAGUGCUGAGAUUGUUAAGGAGAUGACUGAGGUCUUCGACAUUGAGGAUACCGAGCAGGCCAAUGAGGACACCAUGGAAUGCUUGGCCACUGGAGAAUCUGAUGAGCUGUUGGGUGACAUGGACCCGCUCGAAAUGGAGAUCAAGUGGCUCCAUUCUCCGAUGGUGAAAAUAGCAGAUGCCAUGGAAAAUAAAACCACGGUGUAUAAGAUUGGAGAUCUCACUGGGUAUUGCACCAAUCCAAACCGUCAUCAGAUGGGGUGGGCUAAGCGCAACGUGGACCUUCACCCCAGGAACAAUAGCUCAGUGGAUGUCUGCCCAGUGGACCGCCGCCCGAUGCUACAGAGGAUCAUGGAGACAGACCCCCUGCAGCAGGGCCAGGCUCUGGCAUCUGCCCUGAAGAAUAAGAAGAAGCUCCAGAAGCGUACAGAUAAACUCGCCAGCAAGCUGUCUGAUUCCAUGAUGUCCGCCCUUGACCUCUCUGGCAACGCUGAUGACAGUGCUGGUGACUGAUCCACUGAUCUCAUCUCCUUCCCCCACUCCAAGCAUCAGUUCCAGUGGAAAUAACAGAUAAAAUGGUUUGCUUCUCCCUGAAGCACCUACAUAUUAAAAGAGCCCCUUCCCCCAACCCCCCUUCCCUCCAUUCUCCAGGAAAAAAAAAGUCCCAAGUGUCUGAAACUGACAAACCCAAUGCCCUUAUUUAAUCCGUACUCUGUUUUCAAGAGAAAUAAAAAAAAAUUAUCAGCA